UCUCUUGUUUGUUCUUCUUGCAAGAUCAUCUGCAAGGUGCUAAAUUUAAGUGGUCGUUAUGGUGAAAAGUGGAAAUUUAUUUCUUUUCAUUGUCUCAGUCAGUAUUGCCUGGGCACUCCCAAAUCGAGAUGCCAAGACACUUGGCCAGGAGAGGAAUGUCGCAGGAGUGGCAUCCAAUAUAGUCACCUCAACUAUCCUUAAGGGAAACAUUGAUAAUCAAGAUAACUUUGUCUUCUCACCUCUCGGGUUCUCCUCGAUUUUGGCAAUUCUGAGUGAAGGAGCUCGAGGGCAGACUUACGAUGAGAUCAAUGAAAUCCUGCGUCUUCCAAAUGAUCGUGAGAGAGUGAGGGAUACAUACAGUGAAGCUUUGAGACAUCUUCAGGGUGAUGAUCCUAAGUCAGCUCCCCAGUUCAAGACUUGGUUCUACAUCUAUAGAAACAACACUGCAGAAGAGAGUUUCAAGGAGACCUUAAGGAAGUGUUAUUUCGUCGAUGUAAGGGACAUUGAUCGCUACGCCUAUGACUAUGAUGAUCCCAAAACCUCAGAACCAAUUGAAAAUAGCAAGGAUAUUCCCAAUUUUGAAGAUCUCAAAAAAUCUGAACCAGCUGAUGCCAGCAAGUCUGAAUCUCUGCCCGACAAGAAGGACAAAGAAGCGGAAAUUUCAAAGUUCGAUAAAGAGAUCGACGAUAAACAGUACGUUGAAGUUCCUGUGAUAAAAGAACACCUGAAAAAAGAAAAGGAAGGAUCAUCCAAGAAGAAGCUCGAUGAAACUAUAAAAGUAAAGACAGAGCCUGAAUUGAAAAAAUUGGAAGAUUUGGAAAUUCUUCAGUUCGCCAAGCAGCAUCCUGUAACAAAGAAGUCGGAGGCUACAGGUCGCGGUCUCUAUGAAAAUGACGUAGCUUCCGCUUUGAGCGGAAAUUCUCUGGUUGGAGAGAAGGUUGGCACAAAGGCUGAGACUCCCGCUGAACGAUAUGAAUCUAAAAUGCUUCUGUUUAACGGUUUGUACUUCCGUGGCAGCUGGGGAGUUCCCUUCCAGCAACUUCGAUCUGAUCCAGAGGACGUCUUCUACUGUUCCGAGACAGAGAAGAAAGUGGUAACGAUGAUGAGAUCUCGAGGAAACUUCAGAUAUGUCGACUGUGUCAAGUACAACAGUCAAGUUAUUGAACUUCCUUAUGAGAAUGAUCGGUAUUCUCUGUUAAUUGUGAUGCCUAAUGAUAAGGAAGGUCUUAAGAAACUCAUCACAGAAUUCAAUGCGGAUAUCCUGGAGGAAAUGGUAUCCCAUGUCGAAGAGACAAGUAUUGAGUUGCGUCUUCCAAAAUUCAAUUUGGACACCACUAGCCGUGCUGAGAAGCACUUGGCAAAGAUGGGACUGAUUACGAUGUUCACAUCAAAAGCCGAUCUAAGUGGAAUUUCUUCAGCGCAAAAACUUCAUGUGGAUGAACUCGUUCAGCAUGUUUCCAUUAAAGUGAACGAAGGUGCCAGCAGUGAAAAUUCUCUGACGGCCGCUAAUGCCGUUCGUCCCAAAUCCAGUGAGAAUGCAGAUAAACUCCUUACGAUCGACAGACCCUUCUUAUUCUUCGUUCGUGAUCAUGUGGAUAAUCUAACUGUGGUUGCUGGAAAGAUCACAAAUCCACCCAAUACAGAAUCUCAAGCUCUUCUUUCCAUUCUUGGAGUCAUUUGUUGGCAACAUUCACAUGUUUUUGCCCAUAAUCUGGCCGAUAAUUCGGACAGACUGAUAUUUCCGGGAGAAAUGGGCAUUGCUGAAGAAUCACCAACACAUCACAAAUCACCAAUAGCAUCGCGUCAAACAAGUGGAACUAUUAGUGAUAUUGUGAUAGCGCAGCAGAAUCAGCAGACAGACCAAAUUAAUAAGUACCUCAGCUCUGGGAGAUUCCCUGCUCCCAAUACACAGCAAAAACCGCAAGAGCAACAGUAUCAGCCACAACAAGGUAACUACAAUAGUCCACAGACUAUUAAGCAGCAGUACGAGGCUGAGCAGAUGAGACAGAGAUAUGAACAGGAAAGACUUCAACAGGAGCACCAUAGACAGCAGCUACUGGAGCAGCAGAGAAUCCAGGAAGAGCAUCAAAUUCGUAUACAGCAGCAGGAAGAUAUUCGACGUCAGCAAGUUCAGCAGCAAUAUUUCCCACAGCCAGUGGACCAAAAGUCACCAACAGUCACAGAGAACUACAUUGACCCCCUGAAUUUCCAGCUGCCCCACGCCCCCAAUCGGAUCACUUCACGUCCGCAUCAACCAAGCGAAAGUGAUGCGAUUACCGGCUUUGCCUGGAGAUUAUUCAAAGGUAUCAAACCACCAAAUCGUCACACCAACAUCAUUGUGAGCCCUCUUUUGACCCAAUUGUCUCUGUCCCUGCUGGAAAGUGGAGCUGAAGGGUAUUCGCGGGAACAAAUUCAAAAUGCUGUGCAAACAUCUCCGGAAUUUUUAGCCCAUGUUGUGCGCUCAAUGAAAAACUCCCACGGAUCCACGAAUUUGGAAUAUUCUGCUGCACUCUUUAUCUCCAACUACCUGAAAGUCAAUGGGUCAUUUGCCCAGAGGGCAAAACAGGCUGGCUCUGAUACCGUUCCGGUGGAUUUUCCCAAUCAAUCGGCUGCCAUUAAGCAAAUAAAUAGUUGGAUCGCACAGGCAACAAGGAAUCACAUUCCUAACUUCCUGGAUAGCAGUACACCGACACAGGGCAUUGACUUACUCCUUGCAAAUGCAAUUUUCUUCAAGAGCAUUUGGAGGCAUCCCUUCAAUGAGACAUUUAAAGGAGACUUUUCCUACCAAGACGGUCGUCGAGGACCGGUGACUUACAUGAGAGUAGCCAAGCAUAUGAGAACAGGAACAAUUGAAUUACCUGGACCAUCUGGUGGACUCAAAUGGGUGGAAAUUCUUUAUGCGGGAGCUGAUUUCUCAAUGAUUCUCAUUAAACCACGAUCAAAAAACACUCUUGAAGAUCUCAUCAGAGUAAUGACACCAAAUGAGCUCUCUGCCAUAAUGGAUGAUUUAGAUUUCUCCAUGACGCAUAUUGUUAAGCUUCAGAUGCCUAAAUUCCAUCUCAAAUCACGAGUUUCACUAACAAAAUCCCUUCUUGAGAUGGGAGUUAGUAACAUCUUCACUAGCCAAUCAAAUUUACCUUACAUCGCCCUCAAUGCACCAGUAGCUCGUGUUACGGAUGUUAUUCAACAUGCAGUUCUGAAUGUUGAUGAACUGGGUACAGUAGCAACCGCCGUGAAUACAUUUUCAGUCAUUACAUUGAGUAUCAGUGUUCCUGAUCCAGAAAUAUCAUUUGUUGUCGAUGAGCCAUUCCUAGUUCUCAUUGUAGAUAAGAGACAAAAAGUGCCUCUAUUCAUCACUAAGAUCUACAAUCCCUAAAACUAGAUUAUCCAAAACCUAUCACAUUUUAAACGUAGAUUGGUAGAAGAUUAAGUGUAUGUGAAAAUAAAAAUAUGAGAUUUUGC
Molecule: messenger RNA, 3462 nt
Organism: Phlebotomus papatasi
Lineage: Eukaryota; Metazoa; Arthropoda; Insecta; Diptera; Psychodidae
Exons: 11
Coding region: 59-3376 (1105 amino acids)
Molecular function (GO): serine-type endopeptidase inhibitor activity
Source: RefSeq, a predicted model, not a curated record